Manis javanica (Malayan pangolin) is the source of this 2799-nucleotide messenger RNA. It is a transcript of the gene TGM7, whose product is annotated as transglutaminase 7. Gene Ontology annotation, molecular function: protein-glutamine gamma-glutamyltransferase activity. Gene Ontology annotation, biological process: peptide cross-linking. Lineage: Eukaryota; Metazoa; Chordata; Mammalia; Pholidota; Manidae. The record is from RefSeq and is a predicted model, not a curated record.
GGAAAGGUCUAGGAGGAUGACUAAAUGCUCAGAGGCAAGAAGGUCUAGGAUCUUGGUACGGAUUAGUUGAAGGACGUUGGCUGACAGAAGAAGGAAAGAAAUGGAUCAGGUGGCAGCCUUGGAGCUCACAUCCGUUGACCUGCAGAGCCACAAGAAUAACAAGGAGCAUCACACGCAGGAGAUGGGCUUGAAGCGGCUUAUCGUGCGCCGUGGCCAGACCUUCAUGCUCCGACUGUACUUCAACCGACCCUUCCACUCUGGGACCGACUACAUCAUCUUCGUGGCUGAGACCGGACCAGAGCCCACGGAGUUGCUUGGAACCCGAGCCACCUUUGCACUCACGCAGGCCCGACAAGGGAAUGUCUGGAGUGCUGCUGACUUCACCAUUGACUCCAGCUCGCUCUAUGUCUCCUUUUUCACACCAACCAAUGCUGUCAUUGGCCCCUACACUCUGAAGAUAGAGAUCUCUCGGAGCCAGGGUCCCAGGAUGGUUUACCCCCUGGGAACUUUCAUCCUGCUUUUUAACCCUUGGAGUGCAGAGGACGAUGUCUACCUGCCAAGUGAAAUACUGCUGCAGGAGUACAUCCUGAUGGACUAUGGCUUUGUUUACAAGGGUCAUGAAAGAUUUAUCACUUCCUGGCCCUGGAACUACGGGCAGUUUGAAGAGGACAUCAUAGAUAUCUGCUUUGAGAUCCUGAACAAAAGCCUGUACUUCUUAAAGAACCCAUCCAAAGACUACUCCCAGCGGAACAACGUGGUGUAUGUGUGCAGGGUGGUGAGUGCCAUGAUCAACAGCAAUGAUGACAAGGGCGUGCUGCAGGGGAACUGGGGAGAGGACUACUCUGGGGGUGUCAGCCCACUGGAGUGGAACGGCAGUGUAGCCAUCCUGCGGCAGUGGUCAGCCAGGGGCGGGCGGCCUGUGAAGUACGGGCAGUGCUGGGUCUUCGCAGCUGUUAUGUGCACCGUGAUGAGGUGCUUAGGUAUUCCAACUCGUGUUGUUUCCAAUUUCCGUUCUGCACACAACAUGGAUGGGAACUUAACCAUUGACACCUACUAUGACCAAAAUGCAGAGAUGCUGCCAGCUCAGAAACGAGACAAAAUAUGGAAUUUUCAUGUCUGGGAUGAGUGCUGGAUGAUCCGGAAAGAUCUGCCCCCUGGGUACAAUGGGUGGCAGGUUCUGGACCCCACUCCCCAGCAAACCAGCAGCGGGCUGUUCUGCUGCGGCCCUGCCUCUGUGAAGGCCAUCAGAGAAGGGGAGGUCCAUCUCGCCUAUGACACCCCAUUUGUGUACGCCGAGGUGAAUGCUGAUGAAGUCGUUUGGCUCUUCGGGGAUGGGCAGGCCCAGGAAAUCCUGGUCCACAACACCAGUUCUGUUGGGAAGGAAAUUAGCACCAAGAUGGUAGUGUCAGAUCAGCGCCAGAACAUCACCAGCUCCUACAAGUAUCCAGAAGGAUCCCCUGAGGAGCGAUCUGUGUUCAUGAAGGCUUCCCGGAAGAUGCUGGGCCCAAGCAGGGCCUCUUCACCCUUCCUGGAUCUGCUGGGGUCCGAGGGCUUCCAGGACCCACCGGCGCAACUGCAGCUUCACCUGGCCAGGCCGCCUGAGUGGGGGCAGGACCUGCUGCUGAAGCUGCAUGCCCGGAGGGUACCAGACAGAGCCCACCCCCAGGGCCCCAUCAGGCUGGAGGUGCGCUUCUGUGCACAGGCUCUGUUACACAAGGGCGGUGCCCGGGAGCCCCUCUGGAGGAAGACAGCGCACCUGGACCUGGACUUCGGGGAGGAGGUACGGCUGCCGCUCUUGCUACCCUUCGACAACUAUAGAAAGAAGCUGAUGGAUGAAAAGCUGAUCCGUGUGUCUGGAAUUGCCAGGGUGGAGCAGACAGGAAGGUCCGUGCUGGUGCUGAAAGAUAUCUCUCUGGAAACUCCCCACUUAUCUAUUGAGGUCCCUGAGAGGGCUGAGGUGGGCAAGGCUCUGAGAGUCCACAUCACCCUCACCAACACCCUCACGGUGGCUCUCAGGAACUGCACGAUGGUGCUGGAGGGAAGUGGCCUCAUUGAUGGGCAGAUAUCAAAAAACAUCGGGACUGUGGUGGGUGGACACACCAUUGAAAUCCAGGUGGACCUCUACCCCAUCAAAGCAGGACGCCGUCAGCUGCAAGUCCUCAUCAGCAGCAGCGAGGUCAAGGAGAUCAAAGGCUACAAGCACAUCUUUGUUGCCACAGCCAGGGCUUCUUGAACCCUGCCCCCACCCUCCUCAGGCCCACCCUGUCCCCCAGCACCUCCCUGAGCCCUGCCACCCUCAUGUCCUCCUGGCCCCACCUCUCUCUUUUCUACUCCUGAAGGUAUAGGGUUCUGUUUGCUUCUUCUCUGCCCUCUUCUAGCCUGCCUGGGGGGUGGAGGGGGACAUGAAGCUCUUGGAACCACUGUGCAUCUCAGGAAGAGACAAUAAAGAUGUCUUUAUUUAUUACUGGCAUUGUCUCUUCUGUGCUAACAAGUUGCUUUCUGCAUUUAAAUUGUCUUAGCAAGCCUGCAGGCCGAGGCUGGAGGGAGGUGUCCGGACGUCAGCCUGGAUGUGCUGGGAGCACACUGACUGUGGCAACAUGGGGGUUGCCCAGGCGCUGUCCGGCAGGACUCCUCUGCUGCCACCCUGAGAGCAUGGCAACAGCCCCAGGAUGACUGGGAGGCACUUCGUAGCUAGCUGCCCCCAGUGGCAGGCCCUCACUUUCCCUGACCCCAUCUUCCUCUCUUGUUCCCUCACCCAUCUGCUCCUCUUCAUCUUUGACUCUAUCCAAGUCACCCUAA